Molecule: messenger RNA, 1588 nt
Organism: Talaromyces stipitatus ATCC 10500
Lineage: Eukaryota; Fungi; Ascomycota; Eurotiomycetes; Eurotiales; Trichocomaceae
Exons: 3
Coding region: 546-1433 (295 amino acids)
Cellular component (GO): endoplasmic reticulum
Source: RefSeq, a predicted model, not a curated record
ACCCUCAACAAGAACGAUAUCUUAUGCGACACCAGCGAAGGGGAUACAUUCGAAGCGACCCUCCCGUACUUUAUGAUUCCACUUGUUCUGGAUUACAAUAUACGGCCUAAAUAAGCCAUCGACUGGCUUAUACACCAUUUCGACACCCGCUGUAUAGAGUCAACAUGUGGCAUACACUGAAGCUUCUUCUUCCCUGUCUGGCCGCAGUAGCCACUGCUGCGUCCAGUUCAAGAGCUGGAGCUAUACUUUUACUCGAUGCAAAUCAAGAGUCGACCACUCCUUUCACCCGAGAUGCGGUCCCUGAAGACGUUGCGAGAUUAUUGUUGCAGCAACGGAUGCUGUCCACCCAGAUCAUCACACCUAAUAACAACCUGGUCCUUGCGAAACCUGUUCUACAGCUCCUGAACAAAUAUGGAGGGAAUCAAUACAACCUGUUCCAGGAUGCGCCUGUUAGUGAACAACAGAAGCUGCUCGUGGUGGUGGAAGGGAUUGUGAAAGAUAGUAGUAAGUUAGUUAUCUGAUGCUAGCUAUGCUGCUAUGGUGUAAUGCUAUUUUACACAACGGACGCAGGGAAGCUGAUAAAGGACAUUGAAACAGCUGAUCUUACUCUCCAAACGCCAAAUGUCGCUAUGAAUCUGCCUCGAAUUCCAACAGAUUUCGUUGACAGCAUCUUCAUGGAUUCCAUGUCAGCAUGGAAAUACUGUGAAUACAAAACCAAGUCGUACGAUGAUUUUCAGGGGCUUCAAACUUGUCUAUAUCAGCAUCCAACCUUCGUUGGCUCCCCUCAGAAGACAAUCGCCCAGUUACUCGAAAAGUUACCUUUGUCGUCACUCGAAGCUUGGUCCGAUGCCGCCGGUAGCAAGGAGAUACUCAGACUGCGAUUCAAGGAGCACCUUGAUGAUGCCGCCAUGGCAGCCCGAUUCUUAGCCUCACUUUCAUCGCUUUUCGACAGCCACGAACGAACAAUCCUCCUCGUCCCACAGCAACAAAGCUCACCCACUCGCAAAUUAAACACAAGGAAAAGCAUAUACUCAACUUCCAGACCCGAGUCUUACCGCGUCCAGUCCCGCAGGAGCCAAAACCCUGGACUGUCAUCAGCAGCCGACUUCCCCUCAACACUAAUGCCAGUCUGCCACAGCACAAACGAUUCCUGCACCAGUUCCACAAACACCUGCUCCGGCCACGGCGUCUGCUACCUCAAAUCCGGUGGAGUCAAGGAUAACGACUGCUACGCAUGUAAAUGUGACUCGGAGUGGGGUGGUCCUGCAUGCCAAAAGGUGGAUAUUAGCACGCAGUUUUUCCUUAUUGGGACGGUGAGUGUUCUUGCUGUCUUGGCUAUUGCUGGUGGAAUUAGUAUGUUGUUCAGUGUUGGACAGGAGGAGUUACCGAGUGUUAUAAGUGCGGGUGUUAGCUCGGUGAGGGUUUCGAGGUGAAUAGAUAGAUCUUUGUGAGUGGGAAGGAAGAUGAUGAUUCAAGUUUUUGAUUAUGGUCCUUUGUUCUUACUGUUUGGGGAGAUAUAUCAUUGAUUUCAAAUUUCGCGGUUGCGCCAGUUAAUGAGUGAAAUGUAUAAAUACUACUCUUUUUCGAU